Molecule: messenger RNA, 2436 nt
Organism: Aspergillus nomiae NRRL 13137
Lineage: Eukaryota; Fungi; Ascomycota; Eurotiomycetes; Eurotiales; Aspergillaceae
Exons: 2
Coding region: 1-2436 (811 amino acids)
Source: RefSeq, a predicted model, not a curated record
AUGUUGGAAUUGUCGUCCGUUGUCGCGAUAGCAGUAGUCUGUGCGGCUAUCUGCAUCGUGGGGGGAGUAAGUGGCACUCUGGCAUGGCUUAGGGUACGCCAGAGACGGCGCCGGUUCUCUGGGAAGCAAUUACUUGGGAUGCAGACCUUCCCCGCAGAGACAUUGACCGACCUGUCUCGGGAAGAAGGCUCCAUGCUCCGGCAGUACGGGCAACUUCCAUACGGGCGACCAAACGAGUGGGGUGUGCUGGAAUCACACGAAAGCUUAGCUCAUUCACAGGACGACUCGGAUACCCUAUCUCCGCAGACGGAGAAGGGCCGUUCAUUGUGCCGCUCCCUGUCCGGCUGCCAUCGACAAUCGAGACUGCUGAGGCCAUACCGGAUAAACUCUUUGACACCUUUGACCGAGAAUAUCGAUGGGCCACCUGCCUCUCGGAGGCCCUCCUCGCCAAGGGAUGACGUUUCGAUCUCUGCAGUUGAUGGAGCUCUUGAAUUGCCGACAGAAACUUCACCCAGAAAUACACCAGACAGGGAACAGGAGAAGCACGAUGCUGAUCUAAGUAUACGGCCAAUUUCAGGACCAGGACCAUCACUAUACCAGAGGGAUCAUUCGAGUGGCCUCUUCCCUGUCUUGGAGGACAGAUACCAAUCAUUCGACUUGUCUUGCUCGCGGCCACGAACGGCAAGCAUUAUCGCUCAAAGGCCGGGUGUUGCUCCAGAUCAACCAGUGCCGCCGCCGCCAUGUGCCUACCCGCCGAACCGGUUUCGACUCUCCAAGAAUGACUCUUUGCGGUUUUCGUCGCUGAGUCUUGAAACCGCUGAUAGCUCUAUUAUGAAUGAGAGCAGAAGGCUUCAGCUGGCAUGGAUAGUGAGUGUUGCUUUCUACUCCAGAUCACCAGCCCCAUUUGUCUUCCCAGCAGGCUCAUUGCCGGGUGAGGCGGAGAGACUCGAACCGGAUCGUACUUCUCCCCGCCGAAGUUUAACAGCGCGCAGUCCAAUUCACUCCAUGGAACGAAUUAGCGCGCCCCCGAGAAGAAGCGAAUCCCUCAACGUACGCCCGCCUAGAAGAGAAUCUCUUCCGCAAACUGACCAGGAGCGCAUGGCGGGUUGUAAUCCAGCCUUGCUGCCACAUUUCAGUCAACUGCAACGACACUCUGUGUAUGGAAGCCAGCGGCGGGAAAAUGACCCAUUCUAUGGAGGCAUGUCUGCGGGCUUCAGUCGCUCAAGUGCUCAAGGGUGGACCAACAUUUCACCUAUCCAAGAGUCGCACUUGCCAUCUUCUAAUGGUUAUCUCAAACCCCCGUUAGCCUCCGCUAUGAGAAGCGGCAACCGUCCCCGAAAAGGCCAUCGACGACAGAACUGUGUCCGGAUAUCAAUCCAGCCACCUAUUACUUUUGGAGGAGCUACGUUUGCUCCAAUGGUUGAGGAGCCGGAGGAGUUAGACGAGCUUGACAUGCACGCAUCACAGAUGUCUGAUCUAUCGGCUUCCAAUAUUUCGUCUUUGCGCUCAAGUGUCUCCGGUUUCUCGAUGAGCCGGAUCGGCUCUGACCCACAAGGAGACGUAACACGCAUCACAGAGAUCUCUGACAGUCGUCCACCUUCGUACCGAAACUCAACCUACUUGGCUUCGUCUAAGAAGCGGAAGCAUAGUCGAGAUGAUUCUAUAGAUAGUGUGCUGAGUACGCUGAACACUGGCAUGGACAAAACCCUUCCUGAGAUCAUCACUACACUGCCCCCUAGUUUCGGAGAUAGCCUGAUCGAUACCCCUUCGCCUGACAGGCCUAUUCCAGUUUGGAUGGCUCCUAAGUACAGCGGCUCGCCAACGGCGUACGAAAAUGCCCCGAGUCCAGGCAGUCCUCGCCGGUCCGCCGUCAAAGGACCACGCAGCCAGCCAGCCAGACCACGUUUAAAUAGCGCCAGGUCACAUCUACUAGAAAACGGUGCCAACGCCACCAGCCCACCGAUCCGCCCUCGCAGUCAGAGCGUGAAGCAUGGAUCAAACCGCAAGUCAGUCGACUCUGUGCAGCGCGCCAAAAGCAUAACCACAAGCUCACCGCGGCCCUACAGCCAACAUAUGAAUGAGCAGGAAAAGCCGGCUCUGGACAGCUCGUUCCCUACACAACAGCAAAAUUACACCCAGCCGUCAGAGCGUCCAUCUUCCCGCAGUUCCAGCAGGGCUGGGAACCGCAUCGUCCCGAUAUGGGAGGACCACGGUCGCACCCCGAGCCGUCGUCCCACCAAAAAGUCUACAAUAUCCAUCAUCUCCGAAGAGUCCGGGCCUGCAGAGCUGCACGGUGAGUCGUCACCUCGGAAGCCAGAACGUCUCAAGAGUGCACGACCGGAAUUCUCGACGCCCGUUAAGAGGGCGGUGGGGUUGGGCAUCGGCGCUGCGACGCCAGGCAGUCUCUAUGAUGGGGACGGGUUUUUGAAAGAAUAA